AUGCCUGGUGUCUUACUGCCGGACUCCGAUAUCGUCCCUCUGAUCCUAUGGAAGCCUCAUUCACCACCCGCCGCUGAGCCAUCUUCCUCAAACGCCUAUCUUAUUGCUUUUCUUCCACGUCUGUUCCAGCCUGUGACGUACCCUGCGCUUGCAAUCGCACACGAACGCGGACAACAACGAACUGCGCAACCUGCUAUUCUCCGACACACCCUCUCGCUCCCUUCUAUAUUCUACGCGCCGGUCGCGCAUAUCAUUCAUCGUCACUCAGCAUCAUGGGGAAGCGCAAAAGUUCGAGCAAACCUCAAGGCCCGAAAAAGGUUCGUUUGCUUCCUCCGCUUGAGGGCUGGUGCAGGUUGCUUGUAUGCUGGCGACGCAGUUAUUGACGCCAACUCACAGAGAGAGGUUCUUCCCUCCAAGUUCACGUGCCUCUUCUGCAACCACGAAGACUCCGUCGCUGUAAAGCUGGAUAAGAAAGCGGGUGUUGACCUUUCAGCCGCCGUGGACGUUUACGGAGAGUGGGUGGACGCUGCAGAUGCCGUUGCCAAGGAAGCAGGACCCGUCGGCGGAAGCAAUCACAAGACCUCGAGCGCUCGGCGCCCCCCCACCAGCCGGCCAGUAGACGAUGACGACGACGAUAGGAGAUACGGGGGUGAGGGUAUCGACAUGGAUGAUGAUGAAUACUAG
Molecule: messenger RNA, 684 nt
Organism: Colletotrichum paranaense
Lineage: Eukaryota; Fungi; Ascomycota; Sordariomycetes; Glomerellales; Glomerellaceae
Exons: 5
Coding region: 1-684 (227 amino acids)
Source: RefSeq, a predicted model, not a curated record